AUUGUUUUCCUUUUUUCUUAAACUUCAGACGUUUUUACCGUAGACUGUGUUUUUUUUAUAUAUAUACAUGAGCAAAGGUCUCGUUAAGAUCUCGUUCUUAUCCUCUCGCGAUAUUUCCCGAGUAUCGGAGAUAUGGAAGAAAACACAACGGACAACAAUGAUUUCGCCUCGAUUUACACAAGAGACAGUCUGGCCAAAGAGUCGUGUCAGGAAUAUGACAGUGCUCAGGAGAGGGUUUUUAAGAUAAUAGUCAUUGGGGAUUCAAAUGCUGGAAAGACGAGUCUAACUUACCGCUUUUGCGGUGGUAAAUUUCUCCAAAAUCCCGAGGCAACAAUCGGAGUAGAUUUCAGGCAGAGAACCAUUCAACUUGAUGGAGAAAACAUAAAGUUGCAGAUCUGGGACACGGCGGGACAGGAGCGCUUCAGGAAGAGUAUGGUGGAGCACUACUACAGAAACGUGCAUGCUAUCAUCUUUGUGUACGACGUGUCCAGUCUGCCUUCAUUUGAGAGUCUUCCCGAGUGGAUUGAGGAGUGCAGCCGUCACUCAGUCCCCCCCAUGGUCCCACGCAUACUAGUUGGAAACAAAUGUGACUUGAGAGGAAUGAGAGAGGUGUCCACGUUUUUAGCUCAGCGACUGGCUGAUAACUACAACUUCCCGCUUUUUGAGACGUCUGCAAGAGACCCUGCGGAAAAAGAGCAUGUCGAUGCCAUUUUCCUCACGCUGGCCUACAGGCUGAAGAAUCACAAGCCCCUGAGACUGAAACAGUUGAGUGAGAGCAGCUUCAUACAGCUCGCUGAGGAACAGGAGAACUCACUCUGUUUAUGCUAAUGCUAAUGCCCUUUGGCCCAUAAAGUUGAAUGCAAUAAAUUAGGGUGACGUUCUGAAUUAAGAUAAGACAUAAAGAGUGAUUGGGAGAUAUACAGUACAGUAUAUCUCUAUAGGAUUUCAUUUGGUGCAUAUGCAGUUUACAGUAGAAAAUUAUGAAGGUUUUGUUUUGUUUAACCACAUAUUAUGAAGCAAGUGAUGGUUAUAUGUCUUUCUGUUAUUUAAGAGUGUUAUUAACGCUUCAGAAACACGCUCAAUGACAUGAAAAUCCUGUUAUGAUAUUUUCAGUCUGUAAUAACUUUGCAUGUUGUUUCACGGUCACAUUUAAUGUGUAUGGAUCUAUCAUUAUAACUUCAGGUUGCUAUGGGGAAACUUCUAAAGGUCUGACGUAUCAGAAACACAUUCUGAUUAUUGUGCACCGUCAGCUUUCUGGUAUGUUUAUGGUUACAGAUAAUUAUUAUUAUAUUUACUCUGUGCUUCAUUUGAAAAUUUUAAUUUGAAAGCAUAUAUUAUAUGCAAACUCAAUCGAAACUGUGGUGUAAUCAUAGACUGUAUAAAGGGUGUAAUGCACAAGUUAAGCUAUAACUGACUCCAUCAUGAACACUAGUGGGCGCAACUGUCAAGGCAUUAUUUCAGAGCAUUAUGAACUACAAAACAAUUCGAUUAGAAACAAGGGAAAGCAAAGCACACUUUAUUAUAAAUAUGAGCAGUUAUAUCCUCAAUGCAUUUGUGAUGUGUUUGAUGUCUUUUACAAGCAAACCCAUGCUUCAAUAAGACUUCAACAUGAUUUAAUUUGGUUUUUUUUAAAACGUUCAUUUGGAAAACAGGGAAUGUAUUGCACUUUAAAUUGAGGUUAAGUUUGUCUGGAUUAUUCAGCAUCAUGUAUAAUUUGUUGUACUUGAGAGAGAAAAUGUGAUUGUGUAGUUUGGAGUGACUGUCAGAAGUGUUUUGAAAGUGAAUAUGAAAAUAAAAUGUGCAAUAAAGUAAGUAUUUUGAUA
Molecule: messenger RNA, 1823 nt
Organism: Carassius auratus (goldfish)
Lineage: Eukaryota; Metazoa; Chordata; Actinopteri; Cypriniformes; Cyprinidae
Product: ras-related protein Rab-33B-like
Exons: 2
Coding region: 133-828 (231 amino acids)
Biological process (GO): Rab protein signal transduction
Molecular function (GO): GTP binding; GTPase activity
Source: RefSeq, a predicted model, not a curated record